Rotaria sp. Silwood2 is the source of this 576-nucleotide messenger RNA. Lineage: Eukaryota; Metazoa; Rotifera; Eurotatoria; Philodinida; Philodinidae. The record is from the annotation of a GenBank genome assembly.
AUGCCGACAAGUGUUCAAACAUUGGCCACCUAUAUUCCUCGAGCGAUUUUAUCAUUCGAUGAGAAUACGAUCAAUGAAGCACCUCGAACAGUAAAAGAUAUAACAACUGAUGUCCAACAGCUUGUGAAUGUUACUUCUAAUUUUGCUAGGGCUGGACUAUCCACAACGGCUAAAACGCUCAUUGUUACUGGGGUUGUGAUUGGAGCUGCGAUUGUAAUUGCUGCUGGCGUAACAUUAGGUAUCAUACUGAGUGCCACUACAACAACUACAACAACUGCUAUGGCUGCGCCCUCAAAUCUCUUUAGUUAUCGAGCCAAUACUGGUCAAAGUUACGUUUUUGUUUUGACGGGAUCUCGCAGUGGUAGUAUAUGGGGUACAAAUAUAUAUACGGAUGAUUCGAAUCUUGCCACAGCUGCUGUACAUUCAGGUUUUGUUCAGUACAAUCAAACAAGUGUAGUCACCGUCAGAAUAUUAGCUGCUCAAAGUAGUUAUACCAGUACUACUCAAAAUGGUGUGACUUCUUUUGCAUAUGGUUAUUGGGGUGGCAGUUACUCUUUCAUUAGUGCUACUGGAUGA